AUGUCGCUCAAGAGAUUUCACCGCCUCUGGGCCUUCCUGUUCGCCGCCCUGCUGGGCUGGCGCCUGGUGGCGGUCAGGCGAGCUGCGUUGGUGCCCGACGAUGCUCUAGCAGCCUGCACCAUUCACCUGGUGUGGCUGGCCCCAGAUCAUGACUUCUGGGAGCAGGACUUUCUGGUGGACGUGCUGUCUAGGACGGGGCACACCGUCGCCGUGCAGCGGCAGCACCCCGACCAAGUGAGCUGCCGCACGCGGCCGCCCAUCACCAACGGCGGCAGCAGCGGCAGCGGCGAGUGCGCCUUCACCAUCGUUGUGGCCCGCUGGAUCAGCCUGGUGGAGGGGCUGCCGCCGGAGUUCAAGAACGGCAGCUGCGCCUACGGCAUCGUGCAUCCCAGCGACGAGUCGCUGGGCGAGUCCCCCAGCCCGCUGUACGACCUCCCCGGCAUGCGCUUUGUGCUGCGCCAGUACGCCCUGGCCCCCGGCCAUGCGCCCGAGGCAAGGGUGCGCGCCCUGGGGCUGGGAUACAAGCGCGGCUUCUGGGAGGGCGCCGCCGGGCGCACGGCAGAGGCGACCCCGGCGUCAGACCGCCGCUUGACGUGGUCGUUUGCGGGCACGCUGCACCACGAGGAGCGGCAGCGGGCUGUGGAGGCGUUCCGUGGGCUGGAGCCGCACCAGGCGGACACCACCAGCCACUUUGACGCCCCCGACGGCCUCUCCACCGCCGCCUACCGCGACACUCUGCUGGCGUCAAAGUUCGUGCUCUGCCCUCUGGGCCACGUCAACCUGGACACCUUCCGCCUCUACGAGGCUCUGGAGGCGGGCGCCAUUCCUGUUGCCAUGCGCGUCAACCCCCUGCUGAGCGCCUACUGGAACUACAGCGGGCCCUACUGGCCGCUGGUCUUCCGCACCCCAGACAUCCCCUUUGUGGUGCACGACAGCUGGGAGGCGGCGGCGGCGGAAGUGCAGCGGGCACUGGCCGCCCCACGGCAGCUGGAGGCGCGCAGGCGCCAGGUGCUGGCCAUGUGGCAGCACCACAAGGAGGAGGCUGCCGCAUUUGUCGGCCAGCACAUGGCAGCUGCACUGACUCCGUUCCCGGCCUGA
Molecule: messenger RNA, 1098 nt
Organism: Chlorella variabilis
Lineage: Eukaryota; Viridiplantae; Chlorophyta; Trebouxiophyceae; Chlorellales; Chlorellaceae
Exons: 2
Coding region: 1-1098 (365 amino acids)
Biological process (GO): protein O-linked glycosylation via mannose
Cellular component (GO): Golgi apparatus
Molecular function (GO): ribitol beta-1,4-xylosyltransferase activity
Source: RefSeq, a predicted model, not a curated record